This is a messenger RNA of Nicotiana tabacum (common tobacco), 1130 nucleotides long. The record is from RefSeq and is a predicted model, not a curated record. Lineage: Eukaryota; Viridiplantae; Streptophyta; Magnoliopsida; Solanales; Solanaceae.
AUUUUUCUUCCGUGCAUUCUCGCAUGGUAUCAGAGCUUCAGUGAGAAUUAUCGUUGUGCGUCAUUCCAACGACAUUCGGGAAGAAAGAUCUCAUUGCCGUGCAAUUUUCCGGCAAUUUCGUCUUGUUCCCAGGGUUCAUCACUGCUACAAUGGUACUAUGCAUAUACCAGUACCACCAUCAGAUCUGAAACCCUUUUAUCAUGAAUAUCCUGAGGCUCAUCUUAAUAGAUGUUUCUAUAAUAAAUGCAGUGAACGAGUUGCAGUUGGUCGUGCACUUGACCUUCCUGUAUACUUUGGUGAUGCUGGUAGCCGAGAGGUUCUACAUAAAGUUGGAGCUGAAAGAGCAUGUGCUGCCGCAAUAACAUUAGAUACUCCCGGUGCAAAUUACAGAACUGUUUGGGCCUUGAGCAAGUACUUUCCCAAUGUGAAAACAUUUGUACGUGCUCAUGAUGUGGAUCAUGGCCUCAAUCUAGAAAAGGCUGGAGCAACAGCGGUUGUGCCUGAGACCUUGGAACCAAGCCUGCAGUUGGCCGCUGCUGUCCUUGCACAAGCUAAGCUGCCAAUGUCAGAGAUAGCGGCAACAAUCAACGAGUUUAGGUCCCGCCACCUCUCUGAGCUUACAGAGCUAUGUGAAACUAGUGGAAGUUCUCUAGGCUAUGGAUUUUCUCGUGUGGUGAAUAAAGGCAAAGUUCAGCCUCCAGAUUCUUCGGAUGAGAACCAAGUCAGUGAAGGAACACUAGCAAUAUGAUUACCAUUAGAAGAAACAGGGAUUUGCGUUGAUUGGACCCAAAAAAGAAGAAGAAGGAAUUGAGAAGGGAAGAUACUCCUGAUAAGUGUAUAGUGUUUUACUUAACCCCCCUGUUCUUGAAAAUUGUACAGAAGAAAUAUAGUACGUAGCAAGCAACAAGCUAUGCAGGAGAGCAAAUCUAUUGGCAUAACCCAAGGGCAGCUCAAGGGGAGGCUGGUUAAGCCUUUGCUUUAGGCUCCCAAAAUUUUGGGGCCCAGAAAACUUUUAAGGGCAAAAGCGUUUUUGAUCCCUGAAUUAUUAUUUUAUUCUGAUUUUAGUCCUCAAUUUAAAUGUGUGAUAUUGCUCCUUUAACUUUGACAUAUGUUAAUAAUUAACUUUAGUA